Messenger RNA from Telopea speciosissima, 1150 nucleotides. Its product is annotated as solute carrier family 25 member 44-like. The coding region runs from base 49 to 1107 and encodes 352 amino acids. NCBI's taxonomy places the organism in Eukaryota, Viridiplantae, Streptophyta, Magnoliopsida, Proteales, Proteaceae. The transcript has a single exon. The record is from RefSeq and is a predicted model, not a curated record.
CUGAUAUCUUCUCUUCCUAAUCUAAUCUAAUCUUCGAAAGUGGCGAAGAUGAGUUUGAGCGCUGCCGCCGAAGAAGAUUCGACCCCAGAAAUACAUCUCCCUUCGGACAUCGAUUGGCAAAUGCUGGAUAAAUCUAAGUUUUUCUUCCUCGGCGCCGCUCUCUUCUCUGGAGUUUCAGCUACCCUUUACCCUGUUGUCGUACUCAAGACUCGGCAACAGGUAUCGCAGAAGCAGGUCUCUGGAAUGGCCUUCGCUAUCUUGCGCCACGAGGGCAUCAGAGGCCUCUAUAGAGGCUUUGGCACUUCCCUGAUGGGAACCGUCCCUGCUCGUGCACUUUACAUGACGGCACUCGAGGUCACUAAGAGCAGUGUAGGAACCGCAACAGUCCGCUUGGGUAUCCCAGAACCAACGGCCGCUACAAUCGCCAACGCCGCCGCUGGGGUAAGUGCUGCUAUGGCAGCACAGUUCGUUUGGACACCAAUCGAUGUUGUCAGCCAACGGCUCAUGGUCCAAGGCUGUAGCGGCAAUCCCAACAGCCCCAAUCUAUCCCUUUGUAAAUAUCGUGGUGGGAUCGAUGCUUUCAGGAAAAUUCUUAACGCUGAUGGCUUGCGGGGUCUGUACAGGGGAUUUGGUCUGUCUAUACUGACUUACGCCCCCUCGAAUGCAGUUUGGUGGGCAUCGUAUUGUAUGGCGCAGAGACUUGUUUGGGGUGGAUUUGGUUGCCAUUUCUGCAAAAGAUACGAGGAUAGUAAAGACAGUAACAGCAGCAGCAGUAGCAGUGUCAGCCUCCGGCCGGAUGCCAAAACAGUGGUGGCAGUUCAGGGAGUGAGUGCGGCUAUGGCGGGCGGGGUUUCAGCAUUGAUUACAAUGCCACUGGAUACAAUCAAGACAAGAUUACAAGUUUUGGAUGCGAAGGAGAAUGGGAAUCGACCCCCAACAAUUGGACAGACUGUUAGGAAUUUAGUUAAAGAAGGUGGAUGGACUGCCUGUUACAGAGGUUUAGGCCCUCGUUGGGUUUCUAUGUCCAUGUCUGCCACCACCAUGAUCACCACUUAUGAGUUUCUCAAACGUCUCUCUGCCAAAAAUCAAGACAACUUCACAUGUUGAACUACUCUGUGAACACAGAGAUGAACUCAAAGUCACAGCAAUG